AGGGUAUUGUUAAAAUGUCAAAUGUAUUAAAGCCAACUCUCUUGCUAUUGAUUUAAAACUAUCAAAGCGAUGUAAAUAAACAAAUAAAAUAAAUACUUGCCCAGACAAUCUUUUAAAAAGUUCUUAAGAUUUUCAAUUUCAUCUAAAUUAUAGUAUCCUGUGAGAUCUUAAUCUAUAUCGUUUGUUUUAUGUUCAUUUACAUAUAGAAUCAGGACUAACUGAUUAUAUUUCUCAAGAUGAUGUAUCAAAAGAUGACAUGACUAAGAAUUCAAUUCCUAGAUGCAGUAUUUUAAAAGAGGCUGCUUCUCAUCUUGAAGAUCUCAUGAUAGAAGUUAAUCACAGAACUUCCUCCUAUCAAGAAGAAGUUGGGAAUUAUCAAAAUUCUGAAAAUGCAGACAAUAAGGAUCAUUCCAGUGCAAUUAAGUCUCACAGUUCUGUUGAGGAAUCUUCUAAUAAUGAGAAAGCAGCUAAGAAAGGAGCCAACAAGCAGAAAAAUUAUUCAACUAAUAUGUGUGACCAACAGCAGCAAAAUAAUGAAAUACCUGGAGCAGCUGUAAGUGAAAAAAGUAUGACAAAAUUGAAUGGUGAUAAACCUACUACAGAACCCGUUUUAAAUGAAGUUCUUUCUAAAAGACCAAUGACAGCUGCAGAAAGGAAAAGAAAGAGCAGAGCAAAACAACGUGCUGAAGGAAAGUACCAGCAUAAACAAGAAAAAUGUCCUUGUGGAACUAAUAUGAAAACAAGAGAUAAAUUAAAAAUGGAAGUUGAUGCUCUUAUUCAAAGAAAGGAACUGCUGUCGUCACAGAUCACAUUGCUUCAAUCCCAAUCUCAGCAGGUAAAGCUAGGUUUUAUUGAAAAUGAUUCUGAGAAUGAAUUAUCAAAUAUUUCUACAAAUGGUUCCAGUAUAGAAUGUAGUCGAUCGAAAGGAAUUUCUUUUGUUAGUCAAACCAAAAUGAAGGGGGCUGUAUCAAUUGAUAAAGGUCAUGAAGUUAACAGUGCCAGAAAGUCAUUUUUUGUAAUAAAUGGAAUGUUGGAUGACUUUCAAGUUUUUGGAGAAUUUGUUGCUAGAGAAUUGCGGAAUCUCAGAAGUGAUUUCAACCGUCGAAGAUUAAAAAGAAUGAUACAGAAAGUGAUAAUAGAAGUCUCAGAAUCAGAUGAUUGAUGACGGAUUACUUGGAAUAUGAUUAACAUUUGUUGGACUAAUCAUUGAAGAUUAAGAACCACUGCAUCAUUUUCAAAAUAUUUAGCAGUGCUAAAAAUCUAGUGUGGAGGAUCAAAGUUAUAUGCCUCGUGACUGGCUCUUGGGGCUAUGUAACCAUUCCGAUAAUGAGAUGAUAGCUAGUAUCAAUGAUAAAGAUAAUUUAUUUAUGCCACAUUAUGUUGGAGUGCAUCAAAGUCUUUAGUCAUCAGGGAUAUAUCGGUGAAGCCAAUAAAUGAGGAUGAAGUAGUGAUAUUUUUCCUUACACUUUUUGACUCAGUCUUAGAGAAUCUCUCGUUCAAUCAAGACCUCAAGUGUGCAUUUCUGUCUCUAUAUAUUCAUCUAAUAGUUAUCCAUAGACAUUCUGGUUAAAAAUCUCCACAUUUAUUUAAUAUGGCAUCCAGAAAAUUCCAUAGAGUUAACAGUAAAACAUGAUUCCAUAGAGUUAACAGUAAAACAUGCAGUAAAUCGGUGGCGCGAGAGGAGAAGAACAAAUUAGCCUAUACAGUAUGUACAAAUAUAUUUCAUGCUAAAUGCAUCAAAAUUGAUAGUGACUCAGAAGGCCUAAAAGAAAUUAAUAAAAAAUGGAUAUGCCCCGAUUGCGCUUCUGAGCCUACAAUGAUUGACCUAUUGAAGGCCCUGACCGAGGAAGUUAAGCAGAUGAAGACCAAGCUUCAGGGCAUCGACGAAUUAAAGGAAAUAAAAGACUGCCUCAACAAACUGUCGGAACUGUCUUUUGAAAAUAUGGAAAAGCUGUUAAAGAUAGAAACCCUGCUGGAAGAACAGAAAAAACACGUCAAAAAAUUGUCUAUCGAAAACACCACCUUAAAGAAAAAAAUAUCGGAGCUGGAAAUUCAGUUAAAUUAUACUUAGCAAUAUCAGUUAAGAAACAGUCGAAAUUCGAGGAAUUCCAGAAAAGCCGGGUGAGACUGUGACUGGGACCAUCCUUAGCGUCGGAGUGGGUCUGGGCAUCAAGUUAAGUCCAGACGAUCUGGAUCAUGUAGUGAGGCUCAAACCGAAGCAGGAAGGGACUCCCGGCCAUUAUUGCUCGCUUCGUUAGGCAAACUACAAGAGAUGAACUGCUGCAGCAGAGAAGAACGAAAAGAGACUUCUCUACACGCCAUCUGGGCUGGGGGGACAACAAUUCGCACCGGGUUUACGUGAGCGAAGCAAUGACCCCCGCCAAUAAACAUCUAUACUGGUUAGCCAAACAAAAAAAGAUGACAGCAAAGAUAAAAUACCUGUGGUUCAGUGGUGGUAAAAUUUGAUGCAGACAGUCAGAUGGAUGUCCGGCGGUAGUUAUAGGGAAAGCUAGUGACUUGGACGUUUUUAUAUGAAUUUUGUAUGUAAGUCUCCCAAAAUUUGAAUCAAUUUUAGUCUUUCCUAUCAAAAAAUUUUUAUUUUAAUUUUUGUAAGCUACCUUCUUCAUUAUCGUUGUGGAGCCACUGGUAGUGAGUAAUUGAUAGUGGAGCCAUUGCUAGACAAAACCAAAGGGGGCUGAGACAGUCUCCCUGGUAUAUACCUCUCAAAAUUUUAAUGUACUCCUGAGGGUUGAUUGCUGCUCAUGUCCUAUCCUCAAUCUAGUUGUCCAGCAGUUCAUCAAUUUCUUCAGAAGUUCAGUUAAACAUGGAUGAACUUUAUACAAUUCUAAUACUUUUAAAAGCCAAUUGUGAGGGACCGAGUAAAAUGCCUUUCUGUGAUCAAUCCAUGCUAUUGACAAAUUUCUUUUAUUCGUAGUCGUUUGGCCUGUAACAAACGAGUCUAUGAGCAACAGCUUCUUACAGCCUUGUGCUUCUUUCCUACAACCAAGUUGCUCUGUUGGGAUGAAAUUAUUGGAUCUUAGGUGACAUUCAAUCUUAUUUGAUAGAAUGGAUGUUAAAAUCUUAAAAACUCCGUUGCGACAAGUAAUUGGCCUGAAGUCUUGUGGUUCCAAUAGGUCUCCCUGUUUUUUAGGAAUUAGAACGGUAACACCCUGACAGAAUGUGUUAGGAAUGUCUAUUUGUCCUCUCAUAAUUUUUUUAUAGUUCAUCGCAAGUAUUUCAUGCAAACAGAUUAGGUUUUUCAACCAAUAAUUUUGAAUUUUAUCACUGCCCAGAGCUUUCCAAUUUUUCAUUUUCUUUGUAGCGAUGACUACUUCUUCUGUUGAAAUAUCAAAAUCAGGCAUUUGAGGUGCCUCCUGAAGUUCCCUGUUCACUGAUUUUAGCCAGUCUAUUUCGUCAUUGUGAUCUACAUUGUCCUCCCAAAGCCUCUUCCAAUAGUCAAUUAUAUUAUCGGUUAACAAGCAAUUUACACCUCCUUUUUUAUUUUCAUCCAAGUUCCGAUGGAACUGCUUCUCACUGUUUGUGAAUCUUUUAUUCUGCUGUUUACGGAGCAUCAAGGUUUUAUAGCGCCGUAUUCUGUUUGCGUGAACUGCAAGUUUUUGCUUUAGGAGAUCAGCAUGUAAAGCAAGUUUUUCGGUGAGCUCAGAUUCUAACACCAUUCCUAUUUGUAGUACAACUAUUUCAUCAAUCCUUCUUUUUAGUUUUUUACUUGCUCCAGCCGGAUUUCUAAUAUAGCUUGUAAUUACCCCAAUGCUUGACCUUAGCGAAGCUAUUUUAUUCUCUAAUCUUCUCUGCCAACGUGGGGGUUUCAUAUUGCCAUUAUCUUUCUUUGGUUUAUCAUCUCCUAAACCUAGUUCGAUAAUAACGACUCUAGCUGCAACAUAAGCCCAAUGACUAACAGCUUCAAUGUCCAUUUCAGGGUAGUCAAUAAUAAGUUUACUUAAAGCUUCAUUAACGUUUUUCACAAUCAUACGGGAUCUAAAUUUGUAAGGAAUCCUUGAUAGGGUGGGUCUAACAUCAUGUGGUAUUCCUUCAUAAAGCAUAUGCUGGGAUAACAGUGACAGAAUCAGUUUUUGUACCUCUUUGUCUUCUUCUGAAGAAACUGCCUCCAUCGCCAAUGAUCUUUCUAUGAGCUAUAAUAUCAGUUGGUCGCUCUUCAUUCUCAGCAGCUAUUAUCCCUAGUCGUUCUUAUAUGAUUGCUUUUAUAUUAUCCAUUUUCACUGCGGUGAGAAAUUUUCUCGACCGGAUUACUCUAACCUGAUCACUGAGUCUUUGUGUACUUAUAGUCAUCUGUGGAUAUAAUUCUUGCCAAUACUGUUGAAUCCUGCUGAGGUAUCCUGUCUUGUCUGUUUCUAAUUGUGUUGGCAAAAGAUAUGCCUGGAUGACUGCCUUGUUCAUUUCUGGCGUCCAUUUCAUCCUUCGAGCACCUCUUGGUCUCUGUUGCCGGGUUCGUGCGGGAAGAGAAAUGAUCUCGCCCAAGCCCGAACUCGAACUAGUUGCCGGUUCUUGCAGUCUUGUGGUCCAUUGCGACAGGAUGGCGCCACUUGCUCCGCCAUUACCUGAAGGAAGCUGUCAAAGGUUCCCGCCUGGUGCAGCUUCAUUCCCAGGCUCGUCCGAGGCUAUACAUCGAUUUCUUAGCUCCAUUUUUGAUGGGUGAUUGCAUUUUAAACCUUCUUUCAGGCCUUCCUAGGUAAGGUUGCCAUAAGGUGUGUACUGAAAAUGCCCUAGUGUCGGUGUUUGUGUUAUUAUUAUUAUUAAUGGUGUUUAUCACUGUGAAGCAAUAGUUUAAAUAAGGUUCUAUGUUCAUACUAUAUAUUUAGUAUUGAAAGGAUCAAUCAAAAUAUCUUUAGCCAAAACUUUAAUUGCUAAAUCAAAAGCGAUUAAUAGUUCACUAGGGAGUGAUAUUCUUUCUUUAAGAAUGGCUGAAAUAUAACACUUUUUUUACAAGAAAAUGCUGUAAGAAUAUUUUCAGAAACUGCAGUGAAAUAUAUUUUACAUAAAUUGUGAUAAAAUUGAGAGCCUGAGAGAUAUAAAAAAACUAUAAUGAUUCUGAGAUGCAAAAUAAUUGGAGAAGUUCUCAAACCAAUUACUAUGAUUUUGUAAAAAGUAAAAAAAAUAUUGAAAUUUUCCUCUGUUUCACUUGUAUUACUGUACUAUCAUGUUAUUGGGACAUCGGUUACCUCUGAAAGCAUUUUUUUUUUAACAGCUAAGUUGAUGUUGAAUGAAAAAUUAUCUCAAUUGAAGCAAAAUUAAUCACCUUCUUUUUGCUUCCUCACUACCGAAAAUAGGGAAGCAUUGUAUUUGUGCGAGAGGUUCAAAAAAUGGUUGUUCUCAGAAUCAAAAAUUUCCACUCGCAUUUUGCCUUUCAGAAUAUUUCAGUAAUGGCUCAUUCAAAUAGGCUCAAAAUUAGAUGCUGUAUGUUGUAAAAAAAAAUAAUUUAGCAUCAAUUUUAUUGAAUUCUGUCCAAUAAUUUCUCUUAUAUAUGGGCCGUGUUUUCCUUGAUUGGUCUAUAUCUCUAAAACCGCACAUUCGAUUUGGCUCAAAUUCGGAGGAAAGUUAGGGAUUGUUCAACAGAUAAUCAAGUACAUAUGAAUUUUAUCAAAUUCUAUCCACUACUUAAAAAAAAAAAUACUUCCACUUUCAGAUCAGUAAAUGUAUUAUUUGACUCGUCUCCAUAGUUUAAAAACUGCACGUUUGAUUUUACUCAAACCUGUAGGAAAUUUGAAGAAUAGUAAAGAAAAGACCUUGUAUCAAUUUCAUUUAAUAAUUAAAAUUAGUAUAAAUAGUUGUAAACAAUAUAAUGGCUGUGAAAUGUGGAAGGAAAUGUGGAUCAAUUGGAGUGGGAGUUAGGAUAAGACAAUAUCUUUAUGGGGUUAUUAAAUUUUAGGUUUUAUUCAAAAAGUUAAUUUUUAUUGUAUUGUUUAGUUGAUUCCAAACGUUAUUGACAUGACACUUAUGCUGUUACUUAGAUUUUAUGUUAUUUUCAGUUAAUUUAAAUUAAUUUUUACUCUUGAGUUGUUUUUUUUUUUAGUCUUACUUAUGAUUGUGUUUGUUGCUGUUGAAGUACAACCAGCUCGUUGUGUUUCUUUAAAAACAUAUAGUAUUUUUAAGUUACAAAUGUAGAUACAGAGAUUAUUUAUUUUUUAUGUUAACAAUAAUUUAACUUGAUUUGUGUGCAGUAAUAGGUAAUAAUAUACUUACUGGUACUGGUGGGGAAACUAAUUUGGCAAGUGGGCCGUAUUUGCCAACCACUGAGAAAUGAAAAAAGAAAUUGCUUUUUAUAUUAUAACAAUUUUUAGCUGAAUUUAUGAUUGUAUUUAUAACAAUUGUUUGUAUUUAUUAUUAAAAAGGAAAGUAUAUGUAACAUAACAAUAAAUAUGUAAAACAAUGAAGUGUGCCGUAAGUAGAGGGAAAUAUUUAAACGUGUGAUAAUAGUCCUUCAGAGCUACAUAAAAGUUCAAGUAAACAUUGAUCCCCUUUUCGGCUGAAAAGUAAAUUUUACGACUAUAAUCAUUCAUUUCGUCACUUGUAAAUACGGAUCAAUUUCUUUAAUAGAGAUCUUAGUGAAAACUACAUUUUCAUUAUCACGUUAGAUGAUGAAUAAUCGAAAAAAUCAUUAUUUAUUUUUUAAAUAAAAAGUGUGUUUAUGCAUUUAUAUUUAUUAUUAUAUGGUUAACAAAAAAAAAAAAAAUUAAAGCUUUGCAACAAUUUAUUUUAGUCAUUUUUGCUGAAAACAUAGAUACUUUUAAGUGACAAGAUAUAAAAUCACAAUUUGUGUUCCAGAAAUUGAGGCAAAUCUAAAGUUUUUGCCUAAUGAACCUCAACUUAAUUAAUAUGGAUUUUUUAAAUCUUUAUAUUAAAGCUUAUUAAACAAAAAAGUUUUUCUGAAACUGGGAUAUCUGUAGUAUAGUUAAAUAACGAUAAAAUAAAUCAGGUGCGGUGCGCACAUCACACAACUUUCACUUACUAUCUUUAUAGAAGAAAUAGGUAUUAUCUGACAAAGUGAAAAGAAAGUAAAAACCACAGAUAUUUAAUCAAUAAAAAAAAAUAAAUAAAAACUACAGUACAAAAUAUUUUACCAUAUGCUUUUCACAGCCAUCUAAUGUAAUAUACUUCUUUUUUUUCACUAAUCAUUGCCUUCAACGAUUGUAUAUUUUAAUUAUUUAUUUUAUUAUAAUACAUAAUCAGGUAUAGCAUCCUGUUACUCUCUAGGAGGUUACUUCUUUAGAUAAUUAUCAAAUUCUUUCAUAUUUUAUAUUUAACCAUUUUUCAUAUCAGAUUCCUAUGUGAAAUGAUUAAUUAUUUCAAAUAAAAAUAAAUCAAAGGUUCUUCAGAGGAAGAAAUGUUUAAAAUUAGACAUUUAAGCCCUGAUAGAGAACAUCAAUUCGAAUAAGACCUACAUUACAUUAAAAAAAGUUUAAUUUUACUCUGAUGUGAUGAAUUUAACCAAAAUUGUUGGCGCCAUUUUCGAGAACAUUUUAAAAAUGUGUAAAUUCGAUGAUGUAAAGUUGCUCUUUUGGCUAGCCAAUUUCGACGAAAGAUAUUUAAGUUUUUGAAUACCUUAAAAAGGCAAUUUCAGUUGCGUAUGACUUUGUUUUGAGCUAGAUUGUUCACAUACAUAUACACACAGACCAUUUUGCAAGGACUAUGUUAUUUGGACUCAGGGGACCUCAAAACAUGCAUUUUCCUUAAAAACUCAGAUUAGAAAACUUUCACUAUCGCUAUCCUUUUCCUUACUAUAUAUUACAUAUAUAAGUAAAUGAAAGUAAAAAUAGUGAAUAAUUUAUGAUUUUUUAUAAACUUUGCUUAGUUCAGCUGCUCAAAAGUCCUCUUUAAUAGAUUUUAACAAUGACAAACUAUUUUAACUUUAAGUAAAAUUUGCCUAUAUUACUGUGAAGAAUUGUUAAUUACUUAACUUAAAUAUUUCUUUAGUUAUCACUACCUAUUCACCAAACCCCAUUACACUUAAAAAAACACACAAAACUCAAAUUAACUACUUUUCUGUUGAAAAUCGGACCAAUAUUUAUAUAAACUUUUGAGUUCUGGUAUCACUCCUAUAAAUAUUUCCCUCUACUUAUGGGACACUAAAUUAAUUGUUCAUAUGUAUGAAAUUAAAGAUAAAUUUUUAGUUGUUUUUAAAUUAUUAAUGUAUUUUAUACACUUGUAUAUAAAAUAAAUCAUGUUACAUCAUUUAGCUUAAGUUUAAUUAUAAUAUUUCCUCUC
This is a messenger RNA of Nezara viridula (southern green stink bug), 8241 nucleotides long. NCBI's taxonomy places the organism in Eukaryota, Metazoa, Arthropoda, Insecta, Hemiptera, Pentatomidae. The record is from the annotation of a GenBank genome assembly.